Messenger RNA from Leptonychotes weddellii (Weddell seal), 2130 nucleotides. The record is from RefSeq and is a predicted model, not a curated record. Lineage: Eukaryota; Metazoa; Chordata; Mammalia; Carnivora; Phocidae.
UGACGGUGAUAGAGGCCAAGAAAGCAAGAGCUGAGGACCACUGACAGCCCCGCCUCCUGUCCCGGAAGCUGCCACUUCUACCCCAGGCCUUCCCCCCGCGGACACAUGGUCGUGCAGGACAGCACGGAUGCUGGGGACGCCAGAGUGGGUGUGCGGCUAGAGCCCUUCCUGCACCAGGUCGGGGGGCACCUGAGCGUGAUGAAGUACGACGAGCACACCGUGUGCAAGCCCCUCAUCUUCCAGGAGCAGAGGUUCUACGAAUCGCUGCCUCUGGCCAUGAAGCGGUUCACUCCGCAGUACAAGGGCACCAUCACGGUGCACCUCCAAAGAGACAGCCGAGGCCAUCUCAGCCUGGUGGCCACCCCGCUGAAGGAGAACCGGGGGCCCUUCAAGGUCUCCACGGAGUCGGCGGCAGUGGCCAUAUGGCAGACUCUCCAGCAGACCACCGGCAGUACUGGUGGCGCCCACCCCCUCGCCCAGUGGCAGCUGGCUCACUCGCUCGAGGAGAGCCCUGCCACGUCGCUCCUGAGGUCUGACUUCCACCUCAAUGCCCCGGUGUCCUCGCUGGUGGAAGAUGCUAAAGGGAACCAGGCCGAGAGGAGGAGCUUCAACCCGUGGGGCCUGCAGUGCCACCAGGCCCACCUGACCCGCCUGUGCACCGAGUACCCGGAGAACCAGCGGCACCGGUUUCUGUUGCUGGAAAACGUCGUGUCACAGUACAAGCACCCCUGUAUCCUGGACCUGAAGAUGGGAACCCGGCAGCACGGGGAUGACGCGUCCGAAGAGAAGAAGGCCCGCCACGUGAGGAAGUGUGCGCAGAGCACCUCGGCCUGCCUGGGCGUGCGCAUCUGUGGCAUGCAGGUUUAUCAAGUUGAUAAGAAGCACUUUCUCUGCAAAGACAAGUACUAUGGAAGAAAACUCUCCGUCGAGGGCUUCCGACAAGCCCUCCAUCAGUUCCUGCAUGACGGAACCCGCUUCCGGACAGAGCUCCUGGAGCCCAUACAGCGCCGGCUCCAGGCCCUCCUCUCGGUCAUUAGGAGCCAGAGUUCGUACCGGUUCUACUCCAGCUCUCUCCUCAUCAUCUAUGAUGGGCAGGAGCCACCAGAAAGGACCCCAGGGGGCCUGCAUCCUCAGGAGGCUCCACAGACGGCCCACGGCAGCUCUUCCGGAGGUCUCACCAAAGUUGACAUCCGGAUGAUCGACUUUGCUCAUACAACAUACAAAGGCUCCUGGAACGAGCACACCACUUAUGAUGGACCAGAUCCAGGCUAUAUUUUUGGCCUAGAAAACCUCAUCCAGAUCCUGCAGGAUAUUCAAGAGGGAGAAUGAGGCUUGUUGGGCCUAUCCAGAUUUUUCUGGAGUAUAGCUCUCAAAAGGGACCUACUGGUAGCCAAGUUAGUCCAGACACUGUUAGAUGUCUUUGUCAUAAUUAUAUCCACAUUCAAAAGCCACACAUGGCAGGGUAUAUUAAUGGCGGCUACAGAAACCAGCUCUGGAGGUAAGUCCCGUACUCUGGCACCUGCUAAUGCUGGUCUUCGGAGGCUGGACUGUCAGUGUGAAAUGGCACCAUUGUGGAGUACACUGGAGGGCUGCGGCAUGAGGGAGAAGCCAGCAUUACAGUGAGAUUCUGGAGAAUUUGCAUUUAAAAAUGCUUUUUUGUUGUCACGCUGAAGUCUUGGCAAGCUGUGAGGCAAAAAACUCUACUUGAAGAAGACUAGAAGAGUGAGUUCACGAGUGUAUGGUUUUUCUGCUCGCAUGGGCUGCCCAUCCCAAGAGCAGACAGAGCUCAUGAACGACUGUCUCUUAUCUUCCUAAGAGGCAUUUAGGUGGGGCAAGAAGAAGUGGGACAGAUCUGCCCGUCUCACCAGCUUCCUACCCAGGGUCUGAAUGGGCAAGGGCAAUCCAGACACAGCCCUGGCAAAUCAAGACCCCGGGUUCUCCAUUUUGCCCGUGGAGGCAAGGGUCUCUCUUUCUAGACGUCCGAGUACCUAUUGGAAGUGAUGCCUCUGCCCGAUUCUGGCCACAAAACGGCUCUAACCAUGAACUGCAGCUUCUGGUAGGGGUGGACUGUGCAAAAGGAUGAGCCACUGCUGUUAAAUUCUAUUUAUUUAUUUUGGGGGUGGGGUGGGG